Messenger RNA from Monascus purpureus, 1362 nucleotides. The record is from the annotation of a GenBank genome assembly. Lineage: Eukaryota; Fungi; Ascomycota; Eurotiomycetes; Eurotiales; Aspergillaceae.
AUGGACGUACUGAAGGAAGCAAGAGUGCUUGCGGUUUCGUCAUGUCCAAUUGCUGCCGGCUACGUGCUCCAACAGAGUCUUCAGCUCGCAAGUAUCUUCAUCGUUGGCCGGUUGGGAUCUGUUGAACUCUCCAUUGUCGCCUUCUCAUAUAUGAUCGCCACAGGCACAGGAUGGCUUCUUGCAAUAGGGGGUACAACUGCAAUUGACCCUCUGGGAUCCAUGUCAUUCACGAAAGGAGGCCAUAUUGGCGAAAUCGGAAUCUUGCUCCAGAAAUAUCUCGUUUCCACAGGCAUCCUCUUUAUGCCUAUUGCCGGGUUCUGGUAUUUCAGCGCUUCUUUCCUUUUAUAUUUCGGCCACCCUGCUGAAUUGGCGUAUGGCACGCAGACGUUCCUGCGUGCUCUCACUCCUUUUGCUAUCGGAUACAUCCUUUUUGAAGCAUUAAAGAAGUAUCUUCAGUGUCAAGAAAUUCGUACCCCAGGAACGCUCAUUUUGCUAGUGGCAUCCAUACUCAACAUCCCUACAAGCUAUCUCUUUGUCCAUACUUUUGGCUGGGGUCUUACCGGUGGCGCCUGUGCAACCGGAAGCAUGUACUGGUUAUGCGCUCUCUCAGCGCUAGCUUAUAUCCGAUUCUCAGAUGCUUCAGAGGCAUGGCGUGGUUGGUCUAGAGAAUGCUUGCAAGACCUCCGGGGCUUCACCAAGACUGUCCUCCUGGGAAUUGUCAGCGUUGGAGCUGAAUGGUGGGCAUUUGAAAUAAUUGCCCUAGCCGCAGGGUCAAUGGGGCAGAGUUCUGCAUCUGCGCAGUCCAUCAUCAUGUCUACUGAUUCCUUGCUGUCUCUCUUCCCCUUCGGAGCAGGCAUCGCCACGACAAAUCGUGUUGCGAGCUUGCUGGGCGCUGGCAACGUUAAACAGGCAGACAUUGCCGCUCGUGCUGCCUCUGUGAUUGCUGCAAGCACCGGACUCGUGGUGAUGGCCGGGCUUCUUCUUUUCGGUCGACAAAUCGCCCUCCUUUUCACGGACGAUCCGAACAUAGUAUCACUCGCUGUUGCUGUCUUCCCAUGCGUUGCUGCAUUCCAGAUCUCCGACGGUCUACAAGCUGCCAAUGCCGGCGUUCUGAGAGCCGUUGGGAAGGUGAGUAUAGCGGCAGUGGUCAACAUGCUGGCUUACUACUGUAUUGCCACUCCCAUCGGGAUUUUCCUUGCGUUCAAACUGGGAUAUGGACUGUACGGCCUUUGGGCCGGUUUGGCGCUGGCUUUGACUCUGGCAGGCCUUGCUGAGUUGGUAAUGGUCUUCUCCAUGAAUUGGUCCCAGUUUGGACAAGACUGCGAUCUAGAGAGCCUGUCACCGGAACAGAUUAACUUCUGA